Mastomys coucha (southern multimammate mouse) is the source of this 767-nucleotide messenger RNA. RefSeq names its product par-6 family cell polarity regulator beta (gene Pard6b). NCBI's taxonomy places the organism in Eukaryota, Metazoa, Chordata, Mammalia, Rodentia, Muridae. The record is from RefSeq and is a predicted model, not a curated record. Gene Ontology annotation, cellular component: apical plasma membrane; cell cortex; nucleus. Gene Ontology annotation, biological process: regulation of cellular localization; establishment or maintenance of cell polarity; centrosome cycle. The coding region runs from base 312 to 767 and encodes 151 amino acids. Gene Ontology annotation, molecular function: protein kinase C binding. The transcript has 3 exons.
CAGCGGAGAAGGGUGGCUGCGGCGGCCGUGCGAUUGUGCUCCGCCCUCUCCUCACCGCCGCCGCUGCCGCCCCCGAGCCUCGCUGGGAGGGACCCGUGUCCCCGCCCGCUGCACUGGCAGUCUGACCCUCGGGCCGCCGCGGAGCAGCCGGCACAGCGCUGCGCGGACCUCAGCAGGUGCGGUGACGCUUCGAGUCGUGCGGCCGGCGCUUCGAGUCCCGAGCCCGCGCACCGCGGCCCCGCGGCCCCGCUGCCCGCGCUCCCCGAGGGCCGGCCCCCGACGAGGCCGCCGCCGCGGGCCAGGCACUCAGCAUGAACCGCGGCCACCGGCACGGGGUGAGCAGCGGCUGCCUGGGCACCAUGGAGGUGAAGAGCAAGUUUGGAGCUGAGUUUCGUCGGUUUUCACUGGAAAGAUCGAAGCCUGGGAAGUUUGAGGAGUUUUACGGACUGCUGCAGCAUGUUCACAAGAUCCCCAAUGUUGAUGUGCUGGUGGGCUACGCAGACAUCCACGGAGACCUGCUGCCCAUAAACAAUGACGACAACUACCACAAGGCGGUGUCCACCGCCAAUCCGCUGCUCAGGAUUUUCAUACAGAAGAAGGGUAAGUGCCACAGUAGCAGCACGCACUUACGGCCGGGACAGAACGGGUUCUCCCCUCCUCAGGACACGAGCCUGGUGCCUGUGCCGGGCAGCCUGGACACAGAGCCGGAAAGCCGAGCUCCAGUCCAGAAACUGUUAGAGGAAGACGGGACAGUCAUAACGUUGUGA